Molecule: messenger RNA, 642 nt
Organism: Penicillium taxi
Lineage: Eukaryota; Fungi; Ascomycota; Eurotiomycetes; Eurotiales; Aspergillaceae
Exons: 1
Coding region: 1-642 (213 amino acids)
Molecular function (GO): protein binding
Source: RefSeq, a predicted model, not a curated record
AUGGCCAGUGAAAUUGAUAUCUACAUCCAAUAUCCUUUACAUAUGGACUCGGCUUCCAAAUCUAUCUCUUUGCCCCAAUCCUCCGCCUACACACCUAUCCAAACAACAAGUAUCAACACAGAGCUGACCGAACUGAACCAACUGCACCGUGCCCUACUCACCGUUGAACAUCCCAGCGGUGUACCCCCACCACCACUCCCCGUCAACCCCAAGCGCAGUGCACAAGUCAACAAGCUCCGCGACAGCGGCAAUGCCGCUUACCGCAAAUCCAACUACGCUGAGGCUGUGCGCUUGUACACAUAUGCAAUCGAAAUGGCUAUCACCCGACCUAGCUGGGAACCUGUGAAUCUUGCCAGAGACGAGUUGUCCGGUCUCUAUGGAAAUCGCGCACAAGCACAUAUGGGGCAACAAGCGUGGGCGGAUGGGCUGGUCGAUGCAAAGUGCAGCGUGGACUCAAAGCCUGUGAAUAAUGUCAAGGCUUGGUGGCGGGUUGCUAAGUGUUUGGCUGAGAUGACUCGGUAUGAGGAGGCACGCGGAUAUGUGCAGAAGGGGCUUGAGAUUGAGGGGAGGGAUUCUGAGGGUGGGAAAGAGUUGCUGAGUUUGUUGGUGGAUGUUGAUGCUGCUCUGAAGCGAUCCUCUUGA